GAAGCGGUUGACUCGGAUAUACCGGUUUGAUCUAUUUCAUACUAAUGUUUUAUGGGAGGUAGUAAUAGUUAUAUCAAAGAGAUAGAUAUGGCUAACAAAUUAUUGCCCGCUGCUGUAGUAGCUUCUCGUUCGAAACACACUGCUACGCUGAUUUUCUUGCAUGGAUUGGGUGACACGGGACACGGUUGGUCGGAUGCUUUGAAAGAAUAUGUUCCUGAUUACUUCAAGAUUAUAUGUCCUCAUGCGAAUUCAAUACCUGUUACACUCAAUGGUGGAAUGUGUAUGCCAUCAUGGUAUGAUAUAUAUGCUCUAAGUGAAAAUGCUAAGCAAGACGAAGCAGGAAUAAAAGAAGCAUCGAUUGAAUUAGGUAAAUUUGUUGAUGCAGAAGUAAAAGCUGGAGUCCCCGUCGGAAAUAUUGUUGUCGGGGGUUUUUCGCAAGGUGGUUCAGUGGCCCUUUAUAAUGCAUUAACGGGCACUUUACGGUAUGGUGGGGUUGUCGCUUUCAGUUCUUGGCUUCCACUCCAUACGAAAUUUAUGUCCUCUCCCACACUUUUGACCAUGCCCAAAGAUGUCCCAGUUUUUCAGUGUCAUGGAUUAGAGGACUCUACAAUUCCUUUUGCAAUGGGAAAGCUGACCCAUGAGCUUUUGAAAACUUUCCAGUUAUCCAAAUGUGAACUCAACUGUUACCCUCAGUUAUCUCACUCGUCAUGUGAAAAGGAAAUGGAAGAUCUUCGGACAUUCUUGUCAAAGAACGUACCUGGAACACAAUAAGCAUACGUGUGCCAGGUGUUGCUUAGUCGCCGUUGCCUAGGAUCUAAAAAGAAUAGUGUUUUUGAAGAAUGAUUCUUAAUUCCGACUUCCCCUCCCUCACUUCCAAUGUACUAUUUCCUGGCACAUGUUCGAAAUAUACUUUUUGACCUCACUAUGUAGGUUUUGCAUACUUUUCUUAUUUACAGUUCGUUUAAAAAUGUGGAUUCUUCAUCUGUCGAUUGUCUUAUGUAUUUUAAUGAAGAAAAAAUACAACCUUUAGUGCU
Schistosoma turkestanicum is the source of this 1034-nucleotide messenger RNA. NCBI's taxonomy places the organism in Eukaryota, Metazoa, Platyhelminthes, Trematoda, Strigeidida, Schistosomatidae. The record is from the annotation of a GenBank genome assembly.